UUAUGUAUCUAAAUAUGUGUGUAUGCCGUAGAAUAGUUUUUGUUAGGUGGAUACGUACAUAAAAAAUGGGAUAGUUGUAGCGGAACUGUGUGAUCGAAUAGUGUGAAAGCCAUGGUUACAAAUUAUUAAAGCUGAAAGCGCAAACUGAAUACACUGCAGUUGCCGGAACUGAAUAUGUGCAAAGGGAAAAAGAAAGGCGACCAGUAAAUUCGUAUUCCUGCUUGAGUGUACUAAGAAAAAUAGUGUUUCGGACAAAUAAUACAAUGCGGGUCAAGCUAUCUUGUCGAUCAAAGAUACGUACGUGCUUUUCAACGCAUCUAUAGGAUGCAUUUAUCCUCAAACAAUAUUAAAAUGUGUGUGUGUUACUCGAGAUAUCGGUUUUAGUAAUAUUCGUAAGCCAUGAUGAGGGAGUCGGCUCACGAUAUAAGCAUGGACACCUGGAAGCAGUGGAUCCUCGAGGCCAUAUCGAAGAUCAGGUCCCAAAAACAAAGGCCCUCAGUGCAGAGGAUUUGUCAAGCGAUCGGAACCCAUCACAAAUUUCAUGAGGACAUUGUGGCCGAGAAACUAGAGAAGGCAGUCGAGUCGGGAGCAGUUAUUAAAGUCUACAACAAGGGACUCCACUCCUACAAGGCUCCAAUGGCCAAGCGGCGCAUUAAAGUAGACAAGAACACCAAUCUGUACAAGCUAGUGGCCAAGGCAGUCCACGAUUUGGGCGAAUGCGAAGGGUCCACGAUUAAGAGCAUAGAGAACUACAUCCAAAAGUUCAACUGCAUUGAUCUGUCGCCCAAUGUAGAUUUUAAGGCCGUUAUCAAGGCGUCCAUUAAGAAGGCUGUGGAUGCCGGCUUUUUGAUACAGGAGGGAAAACUAUACAAGAAGGGUAAAUCCCUUACAACGCCGCGAAAAUGUGCGCCUGCUUCAGACGUGGUCAUAAAAGGCGAGGAGAGUUGCACCCACUGCUCGGGCAACUCGCAGAAGAAUCUCAACGGCAUCCCAGAACCCCUGAGCUCUUGCAAACAGUGCGGCAUUUCUCUGCACACUACCUGCGCCAAUAUUGCCGGCAGAUGUAAGUCCCAAUCCUACGUGCUGCUUUACAUGCUCGUUACCAAGGGCACUAAUUGGGAUUGCCAGAACUGCGCCGACUGCGCCGUCUGCAAGAUGCGAAACCGAGGACCUUGCCUGUUGCAGUGUUUCGUGUGUAAAGACCACUUUCAUUUAACAUGUCUCGACACAAUUCCAGACAAGAAGCCCAAGCAUCCAUACAGGUGUAAAACAUGCUCCAAGCAAAGCAUUGACAACCCUAAAUUGCUGAAAAGGGACAAUGCAAGAGUAAAAAUGGAGAUUGGCAAUGAGAGGAUGACCACCUCUGACAAAUAUGGCUCCAAUAAGCGGCAAAACAUCAAAAAAGAGGGCCACAUAGACAGUCCAUCGACCUCGAAACUUUGCGUUUACAAUGACGGCAAUGGUCAGAGGCGAAAAAUUGCCGCCAGUUUGAAUUCGAGAAAACUGAAUCACAGCGGAGAUCAGUUCGAGUUCCCCGGCAAGCAAAAGAGGUCGCAUGUAUUACAGGGAGGCUACUUGGCUAGCCAGGAAACGCGGAAGCGAACCUUUUCGGACCUUUCAUCGACAAGUUCGUCGAGCGAAAGUGAAGAUGACGACGAUGAGGACGACGACAGGAACAGAAAUGGCGACGACAACGACCAGGACGAGAGCACAUCCUCGGAUUCGUGUACUUCAUCGAGCUCUGACUCGGACUCUAGCGAAAGUUCCAGCGACAGUUCCGAAUGCGAUGACGAAAACGACGAGGAGGAUUAUGACACGGAUCGCAGUACUCUAAAGGGAAAGAUCUUUGAGAACGAGAAGGAGAGCUGCUCUAAACUUAACACCGGCGAAGGUUUAAGCUCGCCUCACAACAGUGAGGUGGCAAGUGAAAACUGGGGCUUCGCAGCCGUGGCAAAAAACCCAAUUGACAUAUUUGUUAAAUCAAAAAACAACACCAGUGCCAAGAGCAUUGCGUACACCAAGCCAGCAGGGAACGCGUUCGCGACGUCGCCAGCUGCCAAUCGGACGCAAAAGAGCACGCCAGUAGCUUCUUCUACACCUGACAAAAGUUCCACGCCCAUAGUCGGAAUGACCAUAAGACGGUCGACCGUAAAUGGCCAAAAGAAAAAGAUUAUUCCCCUGAAGAGCAUGCCCCUUGAAGUGGGCAAGUCGUACGAAAAGUGCGAAGACGACAUUCCGUAUUUAACAGAGGAGACUGUAAUGAAGGUUCAGCUCAUGGAAGAGAUUGAACGAUGCAGAGAAACCCACAGCGAAGCCGAUGGCAAAGCAGAAACAAACAACGAUGAAGAUUCGCCCGGGGAAAACACAAAGCGCGCCAAUCCUUUCGAAAACCAGCCGCUGCCGCCUGGAGUAACAGCUACGGAUGUGGAACUGUACCAAGAGGUUCUGCACAAGGCCGUCGUUCAAAUGUCCAACAAUCACGUCGAGCAAGUAAAUGACUUAAAUAUAAAACCCGGACAGAACACCCAGAGUCCCAAGUCAAUCCAAAUUGGAAAGUGGGACAUUGAAACCUGGUACUCCAGCCCAUUUCCGCAGGAGUACGCCAGGUUAAUGAAACUGUUUUUGUGUGAGUUCUGCCUAAAGUACACAAAGAGUCGCUCUGUGCUGGACAGGCAUCAGAACAAGUGCAUUUGGAAGCAGCCGCCUGGCACUGAAAUAUUCAGACAAGGAAACAUAUCGGUGUUCGAGGUGGAUGGCAAUGUUAACAAGAUCUAUUGCCAGAACUUGUGUCUGCUGGCCAAGUUCUUUCUUGACCACAAAACUCUUUACUACGACGUGGAACCGUUUCUUUUCUAUAUUUUGACCAAAAAUGAUCAAAGUGGGUGCCAUUUGGUUGGUUACUUCUCAAAAGAAAAGCACUGCACUCAAAAGUACAACGUGUCGUGCAUUCUAACGAUGCCGCAGUACCAGAGGCAAGGAUACGGACGGUUUCUAAUCGACUUCAGUUACUUGUUGAGCCGCGAAGAGGGACAGUUGGGAACCCCAGAAAAACCGCUAUCGGAUUUAGGUCGUCUCUCGUACUUUUCCUACUGGAAAUCCGUUGUGUUGGAGUACUUGUACAAAUAUCGCAACCAUACAAAGAUCACCUUUAAGGAUAUAGCCAUUAAAACUGGUCUAGCUAUAUCCGAUAUUGCCCUGGCCUUCGAGUUACUGAACUUUAUAAAGCUACGGAAAAAUGACGGCGACAUAAGGUAUCAGAUUAACGUGAAGAUUGACUGGAAGAAAGUGGUUGCCCAUCAUAAUAAAAUGACCAACAGUAAGACUCGAAUAAUCAUCGAAGCGGACUGUUUGAGAUGGAGCCCUUUGCUGUCGGUUUCGAAAGUGCCCAACAUAAUCAAGCCGAUUUCGAAUCGCGAAUAUUUGAACAACCAAAUUGAGAAGAAAUCCGAUUUGAAGGAAACGAAUGAAGAUAAUAAAGUGGUCGUAAAGCAAAGUGUGCCCACUGCCCCGAAGAUGCAUCAGGACAGUCAAGAGGUUCAAGCAAGGAAUAGGGGGCCUAGCUUAGAAAAGCUGCAGGAAGAUAGAGAACACCACAGAAAACGUGCGUGCCCGGAAGAGUUCCUUAAAUCGGCUCCGAAUGAGGCAAAAAAACUCAAGGUGUCUGCACCACAGCCGCACCUUGAGGAUCAGUCGCUUGGUGAGCAGUCCGACUCAUCUGACUCUAAAUCUGCUAAAGAACUGUCGGAGCAUCUCACUAAAAGGGCUCAGCGAUUAGCCAAACGCAACGACAUAAUUCCCACCAACAAACGGAAACAUUUCGACCGACCAUUGGAGAGCAAUGCUUUUUCAAGCGACCAAAAUCCUCCGGUACAGAGUCAAUCGGAAGUUUGUUUACCCGACGGUGAACCCAAGUUGGAAGAAACUGCUGCCAAGGAGAUAAACAAAAGUGUUCUGGAAAAGGAGCACGUCGACAAACCGGUUAACAUCGUACCCAAAUUAAGGGGCAAACAGUCCAAUGGAAAAAGAACAGAGGAAUCUCAAUUUAAUGGGAAUACCACUUCGGAUCCUGGUGAUGUUUCUUUACUAAGUCCAGCCAAGAAAACCACUAAAGAAUUGGUGCAGUUGACGAAAACUGAGAUUUCAGAGAAAAGCCAGGAUUCGGCAAAGACCGAGAGCGAAGCCAGCAGUGUAAGCGAACAAGUGCUCGAUGCAGUGGCUAAGAAAACCAAGAAGACCUUAUUCUCCUCCGAUGUUACUUCGUACAAUACUGAAGAUGUAAAAUUUAGUGCGCAGGAUAAGCCAGUGGUUAACACUCCGCAGGUAAAGGAGACAUCCAAAGAGGUCGAAACAAAGGAGGUCAAGCCGCUUGAAGUGCCGGAACAAAAGCCCAAGAGUCCCGAAAAAGCGGAACCUGUUGUAGUGGCUGCCCAGCCCGUGGAGCAGGUCAAGGUUCCUGGGAGUACCGAGAACGCUAACAACCCCGUGGAGGAAAAAAUGGAGCUGGAUGUGAACUAUUUGAAAAAAUCCCCGGCUCCACCUACAGUGCUGCCAGUGCAGAAAUCAGUGCCUGAGGCGCCUGCCCCUUCUGUUCCGAAGGAAAAGGACAAGGACACCGUGAUCGCUCAGCCAAGUGAGGCAUUACCAAAACCGCCAGAAACGGAAAGAGUGAAGAAAGUGGAAGUCCCUGUGUCGAAUCCACUUGUUAACCGCGCAGAUGCUUGCUCCGCUGUGGAGCAACUACAAGCACAGCCGGUAAAGGAAAAGAUCGCACCGGAAAAAUUAGAGCUGCCAGUGGCCAAGGAAAACGUUGAUGUCAAGGAAAAGGCAAUAAGGAGAACAGUGUCGGAGGCAACUGUUGUGAAGCCGGAGAUUAACAGCGUGGAAAAGAAAUACGAGCCCAGCAAGGUGGCAGCUGUUGCUGAAAAGGAAGUAAUCAAGUCCGACCAGCAUCUAGUGCAGGUCAAGGAGGAGGAGAAGUCAAUUGCAAGGGCACCCUCCGCUCCCAUUCCCAUCCGAGACAAAAUCCAGCUGAAGGGCAACGAGCACGCCCAGCUGCAGAACUCGAUUCCCUCCCAGUUCCCACUCAACCAGAUGCCGAACUACCACGGCUCACAGUAUUGGCAGUGGGACUACUACGGCUACAACCUCUCGCACCUGGACGCCGCCUCGCAAAAGGGCCAAAAGCAGUUCCACAAGGACCUGGCCACCACCAUGGCCUAUACGCACAAUUUCACGCAAAACCUUUACCAAUCCGCCAAUUUGGCCAUGCAGCACGCCCAUCACCAGAUGCACCAGACCAAGGAGAAGCACAAGGUGGAGCGCAAGAACAGCGGCAAGAAGGAGGAACACUCCAAGGUGGUGUCUAGUGUGUCGAACGUGGUCAGCUCUGCCCGCGAGGAGGUGCACGUCCAGCAGUGCAACGAGUAUGCGGGCAACAACCAGGCGGCCAUUUACAACCAGAAGUGCGUCACGCAGCAAAAGCAGGCGCAGCAGAUGAAGGCCCUGGCCAAUGUCCAGAAUCCAGUGCCACGACAGAGCAAGGCAAACCCGAGCGAAGCGACAGUUCUGAUGCCCAAUCCAGUGAACGCCCAGUCAGGAGCUGUGCCCGCCAAGCAGAAGGUGGAGCACGGUGUCAACGCGGCUUCAGUCAUUUCCCGCGAGGGAAAGCUUAAUAAGAUUGGCCACCCCAACAUUCACGCUUCCGCACAGCAUGCUAAUCUCCAAGUGGGCGGCGGCCAGUCCGACGUAAACCCCAAUCUAGUAUACAACACUGAGUCCUCGACGAAUGCGACCAUGCAGCACUACGAUUGCGGGAUCAAUGCCCAGAUUAACAUGGAGUCGCCGGCCAAUAUUGGCUCUGCCAUCGCCCAUGGGGCGCAAGAAAUCGCAGCUUCGCCGAACGUCCAUAUGCACCAGCCGCACAGGCAGUUCUCCGACUGCUCCAUGCAGAACCAGCCCGUGACCACGCCCAUGCACAUGUCCAUCCAAAACUCGCACAUGCAGCAGCAAAACAAUCUGAACAUUAAUAUGGCGCCGGAGGGCUCGUCGAACAUCAAUCUCCUCAGCAAUCCGCAGCACCAGCAUCAGAAUAGGAAACUGAAUGCCCAGGCGGAAAUCGCGGUCAGCUCUCCAACACCUUCGCACAGAGCCACCACGCCCAAGCAAAUUCGAAGCGGAAACACGACUCAGCAACGGGACGCCAAGAACGCGGCGCCCGCGACAACCACAACGAAUACUCAUCAUCAGAUUCCCCAGGGCGGGGCCGCGGCCAAUAUAUCAAAGUCGCACCACGACUCCCUGCACAACCUGCAGUUCUCACAGCACGGACACCAGCAGAACAUGCAGCCAAUCGACUAUGUGCCCAUUCCGCAAAUCAGCCAGAAUUUUUCGGCCAAUCCCUCGAACUACGACAUUGUGGGCAUCCAGCAAAGGAUGUCGCUCAACAGCUCCGUGCACUCGUUGGCCAAUAGCCACCAGCGCAUCGAUCAGCCGUCAUCGGCGUGCGCCGUCAACAACUUCUACUUGCAGAAUAACAUGCCCGCUGCGGAGAACGUGCCGCGGGUGCCGGUAUCCAGUUCCCUGGGCGGACCGCCGUCGGCGGGCAACAACGACCAGCGGCAGGCUGGGCAGGAGUCGAUAACGUCGACCAACAGCGCAGGAGCCGCUGCCUCCCUGGCGGGGUGCAGCAUUGCCAAGCUGCAGCAGCUGACCAAUUGCCUGGAGAGCCAGCCGUGCAACACGUCGCCUGGAGCCCAGGUGAACCUCGCUCCCUCGCCGCAUCACCCCAUUCCACCGAACUCGAUGACCCCCCCGCCGCACCUGCUGAUGCAGAACAGGAACAUCUCCACCCCGCCCAACAUGCUGCAGACGCAGGUGACGCCUCUGCAGUACAAGUACUAUCCGGGCAACAUGAACAUCCCGCCGAUCGCGUCGGCGCAGAACGCGAGCCGGAACACCCGCAACACCCCCUCCGCCCCGGUGCAGCACACCUCGACGUCCAUGAGCAGCGGCAACAACCAACGGGCCAACGUGCACAUCAGUCCCAACUUGAUGGCUCCCUACGGAGCUAUCAACAGCUACCGCAUGUCACCGCAGCAGUCCCCGCCUACUGGAAGCUACAGCUCGGGAAGCGAGUACCCCAACUCGCAGAUCCCGAUGCAGAUGAUGAACAUGCCAUCGCAGUACCAGGAUGCCUGCGUGCUACAGCGGGGCACGCCCUCCAACCCGAUGUACCCCACGUAUUCCCCCUACUUACCUCUCAACGGUUCUAUUCGCAGAUAAUAGAUGCGCACAUUUUAUAUGUUACUGUAUUGAGUAUGAUUUGUAUAUUAAUGUGUGCUGUAAAUAAAUAUAUAAUACGUCAAUUU
Drosophila ficusphila is the source of this 7367-nucleotide messenger RNA. RefSeq names its product histone acetyltransferase KAT6A (gene enok). Gene Ontology annotation, biological process: regulation of DNA-templated transcription; nucleosome assembly. Gene Ontology annotation, molecular function: histone acetyltransferase activity; DNA binding. NCBI's taxonomy places the organism in Eukaryota, Metazoa, Arthropoda, Insecta, Diptera, Drosophilidae. The record is from RefSeq and is a predicted model, not a curated record. Gene Ontology annotation, cellular component: nucleosome; MOZ/MORF histone acetyltransferase complex.